This is a messenger RNA of Cariama cristata (Red-legged seriema), 825 nucleotides long. RefSeq names its product folate receptor gamma-like. NCBI's taxonomy places the organism in Eukaryota, Metazoa, Chordata, Aves, Cariamiformes, Cariamidae. Gene Ontology annotation, molecular function: signaling receptor activity. Gene Ontology annotation, cellular component: external side of plasma membrane. Bases 1 to 825 code for a protein of 274 amino acids. The transcript is spliced from 4 exons. The record is from RefSeq and is a predicted model, not a curated record.
AUGGGAGUGGGGCAAGUGCUGCUUGUGCUGCUGGCUGCCUCCACGGUGAUGCCUGCAAAGGACCCGUUGCUGAACAUCUGUAUGGAUGCCAAGCACCACAAAACCCAGCCUGGCCCAGAAGGGAUGCUGCAUGACCAGUGUGCUCCCUGGAAGGAUAACGCCUGUUGCACAGCCAACACCAGUUCAGAAGCCCACAAGGACCAAUCCAACCUGUACAACUUCAACUGGAACCAUUGUGGGCUGAUGCCAACCAAGUGCAAGCGCCACUUCAUCCAGGACACAUGCUUGUAUGAGUGCUCUCCCAACUUGGGGCCCUGGAUUGACCAGGCUGACAGCAGCUGGCGUCGGGAGAGGAUUCUUCAUGUGCCACUCUGCAAAGAGGACUGCGAGGAGUGGUGGGAGGACUGCAAGGACUAUGUCACCUGCAAGGAGAACUGGCACAAGGGCUGGAACUGGGCAACAGGAACGAAUCGCUGUCCCUGGGGCUCCAUGUGCAGACCCUUCAGCCAUGUCUUCCCCCAACCAAAAGACCUGUGUGAGAAAAUCUGGUCCAACUCCUACAAAUACACCACAGAGCACCGGGGCAGCGGGCGCUGCAUCCAGAUGUGGUUUGACCCUGCCCAUGGAAACCCCAAUGUGGUUGUGGCGAAGUACUAUGCUUGGAAAAAGAGAUCCUCCCCUGCUUGGAUGGAGAACGUGACUCCUGAGACCGACAAAGCCGUGUGUGCUCUGCCAUGGCCUGCCCUGGUCCUGCUGCCUCUGGCCCUUGUGAUGCUCCUGGGGGGAGCUGGGGGCCAUGGAAGCCGUGGGCGGGGGUCCCUGUGA